AUGGGCCCUAGAGUGAUUAUCGAGAGGGUAAAGACUUUUUUCGAAGAAAUAAAACGGAGGCUCGGCAGAGAAUGCCGCGGCACGAUCUUCGACUUGCCGGGGAAGCUCGCUGCGUUAGCUUGCGGAGUAUCAGAGGCGACGGUCUACCGAGUAGCGAAGACGCAGGCCGGAAUGGUGCACCGCCCGAUUCCUCGCACGAAACACGUGGAUCGGAAUCCCCGCCAGCGAAAGAGAGAUGCCGUACAGAAAUAUGGCGACCAAUGGGGCAGCGUGGUGCGUCAUUUCAUCCACGACAAACUGCGCGCGGAGAGGAAUAUUACGGUAGAGGACGCAUGGAAGGAGCUGAGCGAGAUUCAUGAGGGAUUCCGGAUGUCUCAGACGGAAUUUUUUUAUUUGCUGAAGGGCUUGCAUUUUAGCUAUAGGCAGAAUGACAGGCAAGCCUUCAUUUUCGAGUGCCCCAGCAUAGUCAGAAAGAGGACGGCCUAUUUGGAUGCCAUCGAGCGAGCUCGGUCGGAGAAUCACUGUCUCGUCUUCAUGGACGAGACUUGGGUUUUCGACUGCAUGUCGAGCAAGAGAGGAUGGAAUGACACCUCCAUCCCACGAUUUGCCCCUGCCGCUACCAUGCAGGAGUUCUCAUGCGGAGGAAGAACGAUGGCGAAGAACAAGGGCAGAAGGGCAAUCGUGAUCAGUGAUCACCUCACCGAUGAGUGUGUCGUUCCGGGCUCCACGAAGGUAAUCGUUAGCGGCCGGAGAUCAGUUGACGAUGAUUACCAUCGCGACAUGAACGCCGAAAUUUUUGAGGAAUGGCUUCGUGAGACCGUUCCUCAUAUGGUGAGUGUCGCGAAUGGGCGUUGUGUGUCCUUGGUGAUGGACAACGCAUCUUACCACAGUCGUCAACUGCAGAAGAUUCCCACCAAAUCUUCAACGAAGGCCGUGAUUGUAGAUUACCUUCGGUCGAAUGGAAUGACAGUGGCCCACAAUAUUAGGAAAGAAGACCUGGUGAAAGAGCUCGAUGACUUCAUCACGAGCAGAGGUGGGCUGUCUGCUUUGCGCAGAUACGCAACAGAAAGUAUCUGCGCAGAGCAUGGAGUUGCAGUGAUAAGGUUACCGCCUUAUCACUGUUUCUUCAACCCUAUAGAGUUGUGCUGGAGCCAGCUCAAGGGCCACUUAUGUAAGCUCGGAAGACCUGGCGACACGCUCGAAACGGUGAGAACACGGGCACUGGAAUGGAUGGCUGGUGUCCCGUUGGAGUUUUGCGCCGGCUGGUCAUCCCACACGAUGAAGGAAGAGAUUGCUGCAAGGAAUAAACUUGUAGCAGACCUUCAUGAAGUAGAUGAAGACGAAGAUGAAUCCUCAGACGGCGAGUUGGAAGAUGAAGACCCACGGGACGAACGCGGAGGCGAGCUAGAAGCUGGGGUAGGUCGUAAGGGUUUCAAUCUAAUUCGCUAUCAGCAUGAUGAUGCGCUUCGCUAA
Messenger RNA from Cylicocyclus nassatus, 1473 nucleotides. Lineage: Eukaryota; Metazoa; Nematoda; Chromadorea; Rhabditida; Strongylidae. The record is from the annotation of a GenBank genome assembly.